This is a messenger RNA of Hydra vulgaris (swiftwater hydra), 1512 nucleotides long. NCBI's taxonomy places the organism in Eukaryota, Metazoa, Cnidaria, Hydrozoa, Anthoathecata, Hydridae. The record is from RefSeq and is a predicted model, not a curated record.
UUUUUAUUUAAUUUAGAAUAAACUUUAGAAUGAAUCUCCAUCAGUUUCUUAUUGUUACUUUUAAAAAUGAAGAAGAUGCUGUUGCAAUUUUGCCAGAAACAUAUUUAAUUAGUAAUGAACUUUGCUUUUGGCCACCAUAUACCUCACAAGGCAGAGUAAAAAAGGCUGUCAAAGAAUGUGAAACCCCUGAUGAAAAUUGGCCAAAGCAUGCCAUUCGAGUUAUUAAAAAAAUAGGUCAGUCACAUAUGUACAUAAUGUGCUUAAGAUAUAACCUGCAUUAAUGUCAAAAAAUUGUAAUUUAUUGUACAAAAGAAAUAGUGAUAAUUGUAUACUGUAGUUGUAACAUUGAUGGUGUUGUUAUAAGAGUGUAACUUAGGGGUUGUAUUUUAGGUUCCUACAACAAGGCAUUAUGUCAACUUGAAAAAGCUACCAUAACAUCUGAUCUGCAGAGUGAUUCAGAAUCAAGUACUAGGCUACGUCCAAAGCGGUACUUAAUAUAAGAAAAUUUAUAUUUUUUUGUAAAUACAAUUUUAUGGUUUUAAAGUUAUUAAGUCCUAAGUAUUUUUAUUUUAUUUUAUGUGAAGAGUAUUUUUAUAUCCUGAUGAGCACAGCGAAACAGAAUUUUUUGUGGAAGAAUCUAUUCCAAUUUCUAAAAAAGUUAAAUUAUUGACACCAGCUCCGGUUACGCCAAAAAUAUUUUCCUCUGGAACAUCAAUGCAACUUACACCAUCAAAAUCUGUAAGCGCACAAAUGCUAACUCCACUACUUUUAUUCACGCCUCCUGCAAUAAAAUCUAAAAUAAAUCUUAUAGAUGAGAAGCAGAGAUCAAAAGAAAUGUUGCAUUCGGCUGUGACAAACAAAAUAGUUUCAAUGUUAGUGGAACUCAAAGAGGAUGUGGCAAAUCUGAGAAAAGAGGUUGCAUACAACACAGCCAUGCUUCAGAAUAUUGCUAAUGGUGGAGUUCAUGAUGAUGACCAAAACAUUUUUGAUAUUCUUAAACUUCCUUUAUGCAAUAUGGCUCAGUUAUUGCAACUUGAAAAAACACUUGAAAAUGAAAAAAUAACAAUGAAAAAGCUUAUACGAGCAGUUGCUUCUAAAGGUGGGCAAAACUUAAAAGAGGCAGUGAAGAGAAUGUUGUUGUCAUUAUUACAUAAUGAUGUUCUCAAAAAACUAAACUGGACAGGUCAGGGUGAUAAAGACAAACUGUCUUUCCGUGAUUUGGAUUGCAGAUUAGUUAUCGAAGGCGCAUUGAAGCGAAAUCCCUCGACUGCACAAGUCACAGAAAGCGAUAUUCAAAAGGUGAUUGUACAUUUUUUGGCCGGAGCAAUCAAUAGAAAUGUUGGAAAGAAGGCGAGAGCCACAAGACUACUGGCUCUAAAAGCUACUGCAACCGAGAAAGUAUCUUGUUUUUCGAGAGUGAAAAAUAAAAUUUUUUCUAGUUUACCAUCAUCUUCCGAUUCAGAAGAAACAAAUUAAAAUUUGUUAUUGUAAUAUGUUAGAUUGUAAAUAUGC